GCAGAUUUGAUCCUUGUCCUAAACAGUUUUGUUCAAGCUCUCGUCUGAGGAACUAUACGGCUGAUUUGGACUAUUUACCCAUGCUACAUGCAGUUUUUCCUCUCCAAAUCAAGUCAGCGGACUAAACAAGAAAGGACUGUACUAUAAACAGAGCGCGGUGCACCGGCUGCAGAGCUUUGUUUUUAGGAAGAUAACGUUAAGAAGUCAGCCAUGCCUUUUCCGAGGGGAAGGAAACCCACAGCAAUCGCUGGCAGCAAAAUACCCAAGCUGAAUGCAGCAGCGUCCGAGAACCAGGAAGAAGGCACACAGGCCAAGCGAUCCUCCUCUCCUCCCCGAGGAGCUCCCAAGAAGAGGACUGCUUUUAUUGACAUCACCAAUGCUCAUAAGGUACAGAUCAGCCUUCCUGGGAAGAGGAAGGAACCAGGGAAGAAGACUGUAAAGAAAACCAGCUCUACCUCAGUGUCUGCAAACAAUCAAGCUAACCUGAAAAAGUCAUCGUCCGUGAGCUCAGAGGGAACGACAUCCGAACGAGAAAAGACGGACACAGAGGAGGAGAAGGAACAGGACACGCUGGUGGAUGUGGCAGCUCCUGUAGAAGAGCAGGCGGCUGCUACGCCCCCUGCUGCCCGUGAAGUGCCAGCACACCUUCAGAGACAAGAAAUCCCAAAGGAGUUUGACAUCGACUCUGAGAACUCUGAGGACCCUUACAUGUGUCCAGAGUAUGCAAAGGAUAUUUUUGACUAUCUUAAAAAGAGAGAGGAGAAGUUUGUCCUCUGUAACUACAUGCCCAAGCAGCCCAGCCUCAACUCAGAGAUGAGGGCCAUCCUGAUUGACUGGCUGGUCGAAGUGCAGGAGAACUUUGAGCUGUACCAUGAGACCCUCUACCUGGCGGUAAAGAUUGCAGACCACUACCUGUCUAAAACCCCGGUCCACAGGGAGAUGCUGCAGCUCGUUGGUUCCACCGCCAUGCUCAUAGCCUCCAAAUUUGAGGAGCGCAGCCCGCCUUGUGUUGACGACUUCCUGUAUAUUUGCGACGAUGCAUACAAGAGGGAGGAGCUCAUCUCCAUGGAGGCCAGCAUCCUGCAGACACUGUCGUUUGACAUCAACAUCCCCAUCCCGUAUCGGUUCCUCAGACGCUAUGCCAAGUGUGUGAGCGCCAGCAUGGACACUCUGACUCUGGCUCGCUACUACUGUGAGAUGAGUCUCAUGGAGGUGGACCUGGUGCCAUGGAGAGGCUCGCUGGUGGCCUCAGCGUGCCUUCUGAUGGCGCUGGUCACCAAAGACCUGGGAGGAUGGUCUCCCAUCUUGCGGUUCCACUCAGGUUAUCAGGCGUCAGAUUUGGUGCCUGUCGUUAGGAGGAUCCACUCGAUGCUCUCAGCUCCUCCUGAUGAUAAACUGAGAGCCAUCAGGAACAAAUACUCUCAUAAGGUGUUUUUUGAAGUUGCGUCUCUGCCUUUGGUCCACAUUGACAUUUUGGAGAAAGCCUUGGCCUCGUAGUGACGCGUCCGCUCCGAAAACAAGGAAAUGAAGCCUAGGUCGAGUGAAAACCUUUAAAAUUUCAGUCAAGACAAAAUCUGUAUAUAAAAUGUUAAUAUGUUUAAUAUUUAUGUGUUGUCUAGUCUGUCUUUUAUACCAUAUUAUAAUAAGACUUUAAUUUGAUGUAAAGGAGUUUUAAUGUGGGCAUUUGUUAUUAAGAUAUUUAAUACCUUUUUUCCCUUCGUGCUACAUUUGGCAUUUAUUUUAUAACUUUUUAAAGCUUAAAAAAACACAAUUUGUAAGCCCACAGUUUAUGUGUGUGUGUGUGUGUGUGUAGUACAGGAUUUAAAGUGUGUUGGUAAAUCUUUUACUUACGUAUUAUGCACAGGCCCACAAGUUCUGUAGGUUACCACAUAUUUUUCAAAUUGGAGUAUGCGUGUAUUCAUACAUUGUACAGUUUAUCAUGUUAAUAUUGCUAUGCAAAUUAUUUGUAUAAA
This is a messenger RNA of Archocentrus centrarchus (flier cichlid), 1973 nucleotides long. RefSeq names its product cyclin B3 (gene ccnb3). The coding region runs from base 211 to 1497 and encodes 428 amino acids. The transcript is spliced from 12 exons. Gene Ontology annotation, biological process: mitotic cell cycle phase transition. Gene Ontology annotation, molecular function: cyclin-dependent protein serine/threonine kinase regulator activity. The record is from RefSeq and is a predicted model, not a curated record. NCBI's taxonomy places the organism in Eukaryota, Metazoa, Chordata, Actinopteri, Cichliformes, Cichlidae.